CAAACCGAAAAGUCGAAUUUUAAAAAAAAUGCAAAAGUUUGAUUGGAGAUCCAUGAUCAAAAUGAACAUUGUAGUGCUGAGAUGUGUCGGUUUGUGGCCUUCUGGGGAAGAAAGUUACAAACCGGGAGUUUACACAAUUUACGCUUCAACAGUUUUGACACUUUUCCUCCUGGGCCACAUUUUUUUUCAAGCUGUUAAUGUCUACUUCAUCCGCAACAAUUUAAGUGCUGUGACGGGCACCAUUUACAUUCUUCUGAUCGAGAUUUUGUUGGUUUUUAAAGUCUACUAUCUCGUCAAGAACAUGACCGUGUUGAAACAGUUGUUGAAGAUGUUGGAGACUGAAAUGUUUCAACCGAGAAAUUCGACACAAAUUAAUGAAAUUCAAGCCGACAUGAAGUUCUGGCAAAUGCUAAUUCGCUUUUUGUGGGUUUCUGUCAUGUGCUCGAAUUUGUUUUGGGCGAUUUAUCCACUUGUGGACAACGCAGGAAAGGAAAAACGGUUUCCGUUUCUGGCUUGGUAUCCGUAUGAUGCCCAAAAAUCGCCUUACUAUGAAAUUACUUAUGUGUACCAAACCAUCAGUGUUAAUUAUAUGUCGAGUAUUCAUGUCAGUGUUGACGCACUUGCUGGAGCUUUGAACGUUUAUAAUGGAAAUCAGUUUGAUAUUUUAUGCGAUAAUUUAAGAAACCUUCACAGACUGACCAAAAAUGGGACAAUUGAUGCUGGACGAAAUUUUCGCUACUGUCUCAAACACCAUAAACAUAUCCUAGACUUGAAACUACAGAGUAGCAAAAUUUUCUACGCCACAUUUGAGUCCGAUUGGAUCGAAUUUUCAGAAGAAGUAAAAAAAGAACUGAUUUUUUUCGUAAUGCGGACGCAAAAACCUGUUAAAUUGUCUGCUCUAAAUUUAUUUUAUCUGAAUUUGGAUUCAUUUAUGCGGAUUCUUAAAACUUCCUGGUCUUAUUUUGCUCUACUGCACCAAAUUAGUAACAGAAACUCAUAA
Tribolium castaneum (red flour beetle) is the source of this 1000-nucleotide messenger RNA. RefSeq names its product odorant receptor Or1-like. Bases 29 to 1000 code for a protein of 323 amino acids. The transcript is spliced from 3 exons. Lineage: Eukaryota; Metazoa; Arthropoda; Insecta; Coleoptera; Tenebrionidae. The record is from RefSeq and is a predicted model, not a curated record. Gene Ontology annotation, cellular component: plasma membrane. Gene Ontology annotation, biological process: sensory perception of smell; detection of chemical stimulus involved in sensory perception of smell. Gene Ontology annotation, molecular function: olfactory receptor activity; odorant binding.